Messenger RNA from Dichomitus squalens LYAD-421 SS1, 571 nucleotides. RefSeq lists its product as uncharacterized. The record is from RefSeq and is a predicted model, not a curated record. NCBI's taxonomy places the organism in Eukaryota, Fungi, Basidiomycota, Agaricomycetes, Polyporales, Polyporaceae. The coding region runs from base 10 to 273 and encodes 87 amino acids. The transcript has 5 exons.
CAAGCUAUGAUGCUCAUUUUGCUAGCUGUAAUGCUUCAGAUGCCAAAAUACGAGCGCCAGGAUGGGAUAAUACCGAGGUCAAAUGGCUCCGAUCAGAGUUUGGUUGGCGUAGUGGCGUUUGCAUACCAGCAUCCUCUGCAGAUCACCGCGCCCACCACCUAUGUCUGUCUCCCUGGCCAACCGCUUAGGGAAAGACUGAGAGCGACGCAGGAAGCAACAGCGUUGUCCCGACCGACAAGCCCUCUCGACAAGAAACACGCUCAGGUCGGUUAAUGAGCCGAUAAAGAUGCGGGACCGAUACGUCACUCAUGAUGCAUGAUGCUCGAGUACAUAGUGGACGACGCGUUCUGUGGGGCCCGAAACGUCAGAGGCCUACUGCGGCUGUCGUCCCUGUUUACCACAUCACACUAUGCCAGAUUGACUCCCGGCAUCAGGGACGCUUGAAUAUCGCGGGUGGCCUUGAUCGUUACUGCAAUACUCGCGGGGAUAGACGCUAACAAGUACUUGUGACCUCUAGUUUAGGGACGACGGUGUAGUAGCUGCCGAGGACCCGCACUGCGCAAUGUCAACG